Messenger RNA from Danio aesculapii, 5744 nucleotides. It is a transcript of the gene antxr1c, whose product is annotated as ANTXR cell adhesion molecule 1c. The transcript has 18 exons. Gene Ontology annotation, cellular component: membrane. The record is from RefSeq and is a predicted model, not a curated record. Bases 494 to 2152 code for a protein of 552 amino acids. Lineage: Eukaryota; Metazoa; Chordata; Actinopteri; Cypriniformes; Danionidae. Gene Ontology annotation, molecular function: signaling receptor activity.
GUAGAAAUAUGACACCAGCUCCUCUUCUGCCAGCUCUCAGCCUGGGCUCCUUUCUCAAACGACUCCGUCUUUGCUGUGCACAUUUACAUCAAAUGCCAAGCGCUUGAACAAAACACAUGUGGCCUUUUUUACACGUGGAUUUUUCGUGCAGCAACAAGUUCUUCACAUUUCCCCCAAAAACAACAGACUGGCGAGUGUUUCAUCACUUAAAGAAAACUAAACCUGGAGUGUUUUAACUUGUUUUUUCACCCUGGACGUCGGCUUGUAUUCAGUACACAUUGGAAACAGCAUAACUUUAAAUUUAUUUGCAUCCCGUCUGGACUUCAGACUGAUGUGUGAGUAGAGAGUGCGUCAACAUCCGCUCAACUCUUCUUCUUUGUGUGCAUCCUUCCCUCGGGAUCUCAGAAAAGGCUCGUUUUUAAGGUUCGACAUUGGGGAUAAUGUAAAUAGCCGUUUCCGAACUGAGGAUUGAUGAUUUUGCAAUAAGAAAACAAUGACACGUUCGUUAGUAAAAAUGAGUCUUGGCGUAUUUUUCUUUGGACUUUUAUUGUUCACGCUUUCAUCUGCGAGAGCCGAAGAAGAUGUGGAGGAGGAGAGAUCAUGUCAGGGCGCUUUUGACUUGUAUUUUGUCCUUGACAAGUCAGGAAGUGUCAAACAUCACUGGCAAGAAAUCUACUCUUUUGUUGAACUUUUGGAACAGAAAUUCAUCAGCCCAAUGCUGCGAAUGUCCUUCAUCGUGUUCUCAACCAGAGGAAACACGAUCAUGAGACUCACAGAAAACAGGGAGACCAUAAGAAAAGGCCUUAAUGUGCUGCGGCGUGAGAUUCCUGGCGGAGAUACGUUUAUGCAUCUUGGUCUGGAAAAGGCAAAUGAGCAAAUAUACCAGGAGAACUAUGGAACUGCGAGUGUCAUAAUAGCAUUGACAGACGGUGAGCUUCAAGAACAUCAGCUGAUAGCGGCUCAACAAGAGGCGGCACGAGCUCGGACGCUGGGUGCAAUUGUGUAUUGUGUUGGAGUGAAGGACUUCAACGAAACACAGCUGGCUACUAUAGCAGACACCAGUAAACAUGUGUUUCCAGUGUUGGGAGGAUUCCAGGCUCUGAGAGGAAUGAUCGACUCGAUCAUUAAGAAAUCCUGCAUAGAGAUUUUGGCAGCGGAGCCAUCCAGCGUAUGUGCGGGAGAGUCGUUUCAGGUGGUGGUGAGAGGAAACGGCUUUCGACACGCCAGAAACAUCGACCAGGUCUUGUGCAGCUUCAAAAUCAACGACACAGUCACUCUGAAUGAGAAGCCGGCGAGUGUUGAAGACACGUUCCUGCUGUGUCCUGCGCCUGUUAUUGAUGAAGUUGGAAAGGUGGUUUACCUGCAGGUCAGCAUGAACGAGGGUCUGUCUUUCAUCACCAGCUCUGUUCACAUCACAACCACUGAGUGUUUUGACGGGACGAUUCUCCUGAUCACACUGCUGGUGUUGUUCCUCUUGUUGGCUCUGCUCUUCAUGUGGUGGUUUUGGCCGCUCUGCUGCACCGUAGUGAUUAAAGAGCCUCCACCUCCUCCUCCUCCAGAACCUGAGUCUGAUGAUGAAGACGGGAUGCCCAAGAAGAAAUGGCCCACGGUGGACGCUUCAUAUUACGGCGGUCGAGGGGUCGGAGGAAUUAAACGAAUGGAGGUUCGCUGGGGAGGCAAAGGCUCGACCGAGGAGGGAGCGAAGCUGGAGAAACCCAAAAACGCCGUCAUAAAGAUGCCAGAGCAGGAGUUUGAACCCUUUGAACCCAAGCCCAGAAAAUCAGACCACAGGAAGCCGACUCAGAACAGGAAGUGGUACUCGCCCAUCAGGGGUAAACUGGAUGCCAUAUUGGCUCUUUUCCGGCGUGGAUAUGAUCAGGUUUCACUCAUGAGGCCGCAGCCAGGAGAUCAUGGUCGUUGUAUCAACUUUACACGGGUGAAAGAAGAAGCGGCCAAAGCUCAGAGUCCUCCUCCACCUCCACCAGACUAUCAGCCGGUUGCCAGUCCCAUCACAACUCCUCCAAACAGCCCGCCUCCGAGAGGUCCACCGCUGCCCCAGCCUCCACCCGGCCCACCGCCCGCCCGCCUGCCACCCGGACCACCUGGACCCCCUCCAGCACGCGCGCCGCCCAGCCUUGACAGCAAACCCUGAGACACAUCCAGCCUCCAGCGCCAUCCAGAAAAAAAAAACAUGGUAUUUAUGGGUCAGGUUCCAUUAGAGAGUGGAGUGUAGUUUGUUGCUGGACAGCAAAAACAAAUGUACGAAAACAAAAAGAAAUGUUGUGACAAAAAAUUCAACUACUGAGUUUUCCAUUUCCAUAGUGCUCCCUUUUUUUCUUUUUAAAUCAAGGCUGGACAAAUUGUAGUAAUUAUUCCGAUUGCAUUCAUUUGCAAAUCUUCCAGAAUCAUGCAGAAAAAGGGUCCAAAAUGAGCAGCGCUAGAUGCUUCGAUAAUAUUGUAGAGCAUCUUUGAUUUCUUGUUUUAUUUUGAUCAGAAUCAUUGUGUUGAGUCAUAUAUUUACAGUUGCAGGUUUUCUCAGGUGAGUCUCUGACCCUGUAUGAAGUGUCUGAGUCAAUGUGACCAAAGAGGAAAGAAAGCAAGAAAUCACAGCAUGAUGUAGGAUGAAUGCAAGUGAUGAAUGUGUAAAGGCAUUUCUUUUACUGUAGAUUUGCAACUAACGUCUUAGUAUGUCACGAGUUCCUUCGUUUAGGUAAAUCCCAUGAGCAGGAUUUGUCUCAAAUCACUCGGUUGCUGAAUUUCGACAGAUUUUGGAAGGUGCUAAAAGUUGGAUUCAAGAAUGGCUUUGAAUUUACUUAUAGAUUUACAUCUUACAAACACAUGUGCUGGAUACUCUUCAUCCCAAAAUGAAAAGGGAAAAAGGUCACACUUUAAGGUCCUAUUAGUUCAGUGUUUCUCAACCACGUUCCUGGACGACCACCAGCUCUGUACGUUUGCCAUGUUUCCUUAACCAAACACACCUGAUUCAGAUCAUCAGCUCAUUAGCAGAGACUGAAAGACCUGUAAUGGGUGUAACAGACAAAGGAGACAUCCAAACAACAUAGGCUCAUUCUGAAAACGUAGCCCUAUAUACUUUUCUGGAGAGCGCGAAUUAUGUAGCCAGAAGUACGUAUGGCUGGAUUUUGUUUUUGAAACGAACGCUACGGGGCGGUAUGACGCCAUUCCUUUUCGUGCUAGCAGCUCUGUAUGGACGGCUUUAGCGCUGUUAGCAGUUUGUCCAGUGGCUUGCAGCGUAUGUUGGCAGACUUGAGAUGCAGAGACGAGCAGAGUUCGAGUCUGGUGAAGAACGGUUCCAAAAGCAGGUAACACAACAUGGGUGAGAAUGUGGUAAAAAUCAGGGGGCUUUUCUUUUUCUGGACUGCAUUUCAAAACAUUGGGUUUAGGGAAGUGGAGGGCGCUAGUCAAUCGGUGCUUUUUAAAACACUAUUAGUUGGGUUUAGUGAAAGGGGCGGGUGGGGGUAUUGAUUGGUCAGUCAGUUAGUCAGUCAGUCGUCAGCGGCCUCUGGUGGAUUUACGCUAGAAGAGCAGGCGCGAAUGGCACUCGUGAGAAAAAUCUGAGAUCUCAAAAAGCGUACACAGUGGCCUCUGGUUAAUUCGCGAAAACAAAAACUGCAAAAAACGUAUAUCCUGGUACGUAUUUGGCGCUCUCUAGAAAUGUAUAUAGGGGUACAUUUUCUAAAUGAGCCUGGGUUGUAUCCAAAACAUGCAGUUUUGGUGAACCUCCAGGUACAUGGUUGAGAAACACUGCAUUAGUUAAUGUUAGUGAAUGUAUUUACUGACAUGAACAAAAAAUGAACAAGCAUUUAUUAUUGCAUUGUUAAAAUGUAAGUGCUUGUCAUUAACUGAUCUUACCAAAGAUGAAUAAAUACAGUAAUAAAUGUAUUGUUCAUUUAUGUUAAUAAAUAAAUUAAUAGCAUUAACUAACAGAACCUUACUGUACUUUUACAAAAAAAAUAAAUAUAUUUUUGUAUAAAGACAAUGAACCCUGUUUUAAGGACCAUUUAGAUUGUUCAUUGUGGCUUUUUUCUAGUGACAAAUAAACAAACGUCUCAUUACUGUAAUGCAUCAAGUUUAUUAUUAUUAUUAUUAUUAUUAUUAUUAUUUUGUAAUUACCAUUAUUUUUAAUGGUGUUUUAUGUUAGAUUGUCAUCCUUGCAAUCUGAACGACUAAAUGAUUGGUAAUGAAAUGUAUUAACAGUGCAAGAUUAAUGCAGUGUUUUCAUUGAUAUUUAAUGUUAACACAUAACUGUAAUACACUAAAAAAGGCAUAUUACAGACCUGAUAAUCGAAUGAAACUGCAUACAUUAUCCCAGGCUAUUUCAAACUAUUUGGAUGGGGGAUGCUGUAUUGUCUAAGUAACGCAUUUUACACUAGUAUUACAUAUAAAUAAAGACUUGAUAUUGCAUAUUGCAUUACAGUAAUGAGAAUAACUUCAAUGUUCCUACAAAUAAGUUUUUUUCUUUAAAGGAGACCUGUUAUGUCCAUAUUUACAAGAAUAAAAUAAGUCUCUGAUGUCCCAAGAGUUUGAGUGUGAAGUUUCAGCUUAAAAUGCUCACAGAUAAGGCUUUAUAACUGUCUGAAACUGCCCCUUUUAGGCUUUGAUCCUAAUUGUGGCGUUUUGGUGACUGUCGCUUUAAAUUCAAAUGAGAUUGUGCGCUUUUCAGAAGAGGGCGGAGCUACAAACACCUGUGUGUCAGCUUAGUGGCAGAUUCACAAGAGUAGCAUCCUAUGCUAAUGAGGGAGAGAUGGUCACUAGUGGGCGGGGCUUUCCCCUCUGAUGACACGUACAAAGGGAGAAUGCCAAUCAAAGUGUUUCUGCAGACUGUUUCUAUCAAGUCUGAUUAUAAAAAGGAGAAUUAACUCAAUUUUACCAUUAGAGGUUGAUUAUAUUCACACACAACUGUGUUUAAACCCCUUAUAAAAGUGAUUUUGGCAUAAUAGGUCCCCUUUAAGUUAUCUUUAUUGUUUUCUGUCUUAUGAUCCAGGAAUGUACUAGCAGGUUUAAGGGGAUCAAGGUUGUUUAUUGUAAAGGUUGAACCUCUAAAUACAAAGUCCGGUCAGUUCUCUGUAUUCCGCAACUAUACUGUACGUAUGUUGAUAUUCAUCUUGUUUCCUUAGCAUUUCAACAUCAAACAUAAACAUAUUGCAACUGCAGGGCAGUUCACAGCAUUUAAUUUAUUAUCCCCAUGCCUGAAGGAAGGUACUUGAAUAUGACAAGGUGUCAAACCAGGACACUGUGCAUGAAACCAAAAACAUUAAAAUGAAAAAAAAUAAUAAUCACUUAGCCUCAGAUAACAGCCAGUGCCUUCUGUGUGUUUGUUUUGUUUAUGUUUAAACCUUCCUUCCUUUUAUACGUCAUUCAAAUAUGAUACGGUAGCACUGUAUUUCAUAAAAGAUGCAUGAUUUUUCCCAAUCUGGUUUCCUCAAAGAGAACAAGUGCUCAGCUGUGAACAAGCAAAAACUCCACGGUUUAUUCAGACGAGAUAUAACGCAAGCUAUUUUACAGUACGAUGCUAUUUAGUUUGUUUUAUUCGCUUGUGCCGACCAUUUGAAACAUUGUGACCUGUACUAUUCCACACCAAAACGUUGAUACCAGAGUUAUAAAUCACAAUUGUAUUGUGUUAUGAUGUAGUGCGUGUAUUAACAACGAUACUGAUGCAUCUAUUGAAAGGCUCGUAAAGUUGAAUACUUUUUUUCACAGUAUUAAUAAAGGCCGAUUUCAAGCUU